AAGGGAUUAAAGAAAGCACAGGGUGACGUUUCAGAAACUUAAAUUACAUUUGUUUGUUUUUCACUACGCGUAAAUUCCCUGCUCUGGUUUUAACUGCAAUUUUGCAACUUUCCAGUUUAUUCCCGUCCAACACAGAGCUUUACCACGUUGGAAUCUGUGCGCAGGAAAGGACAGUGAACGUCGUAUCCCAGAGUGCAUCGCGACGACAGCUUCUUCCUCGCGACAAAAAUGGCGGCUCCUUUAACAUUCCUGCUAAUAGUGGCUGUUACAAUAAGAGCCGUUUUAUUCCGAUCCAGUUUGGCAGAAUUAAUUUCGGAGAGGGUCGAGGUUGUGUCGCCUUUGAAUGCGUGGAAACGAGUUGUGGAGGGUCUUGCCUUGUUGGAUUUGGGGGUCUCGCCUUACUCAGGAGAUGUGUUUCAUGAAACACCCCUUAUGAUAUAUUUUUUUCAUUUUAUGGUCGACUAUGCAGAGAUCGUUUUCAUAAUAGCAGAUGGUAUUACAGCAGUGGCUCUCUAUCUAUCAAUCCAGACUUAUAACAAGAAUGUGUUUAGAAAACAGAAGUAUGCCUUGGAAUCGGAUCGGUAUCCACACGAUAGUUUGGAGCUUCUCCGCUCUCCCAAGGAGAUGUUCUACAUUCCUCUCAAGGUUGCCAUGUUUUAUUUGUUAAACCCCUUCACUAUUCUGUCUUGUGUGGCCAAGUCGACAUGUGGACUGAACAAUGCCAUUAUAGCUCUCUUCAUCCUCUGUACACUAAACGGUAGUGCCUUGUUGAGCGGGAUAUUUCUAGCGUUGGCCACGACUCAGUCUAUCUAUCCUCUGACUCUGUUCGCUCCUGCUCUACUGUUUCUCCUUCAGAGGUUGUAUAUCCCUGUGAAUCUGUGGAGGAGCAGUUUCUGGCUCUUUACUUCUCAGUAUGUCUUCAUAUAUGUGGGCAGCGUGGUGGUCAUCACUGGACUCUCUUUCUUUCUCCUGGGCUCCUGGGAUUUCAUCCCUUCUGUUUAUGGAUUCAUUUUAACUGUUCCAGAUCUUACCCCGAACAUGGGACUCUUCUGGUAUUUCUUCGCCGAGAUGUUCGAGCACUUUCGUCUCUUCUUCAUCUGCGUCUUCCAGAUCAAUGUCUUUUUUUACACCAUUCCUCUCUCCAUCAAACUCAAGGAGCAUCCAGUGUUCCUCAUCUUUAUGCAGAUUGCCAUUAUCUCCAUCUUUAAGUCGUACCCCACAGUAGGAGACGUCGCUCUCUACAUGGCAUUUCUACCAGCCUGGGAUCAUCUCUACAGAUUUUUGAGAAACAUCUUUCUGGUGUCAUGCGUGCUGCUGGCGUGCUCUGCGCUAUUUCCUGUACUUUGGCAUCUCUGGAUCUAUGCUGGCAGUGCCAACUCCAACUUCUACUACGCCAUCACCUUGCUCUUCAACGUUGGACAGAUCCUACUGGUGUCGGACUACUUCUACGCGUACCUGCGUCGAGAACAUCACCUGACUCACGGUCUGUACCUGAAGAAGAAGGAUGGAACUGAAGCCACGCUGGUGUUAAAAUGACCCUCAAUCAUCGGACUGAGAGACCUCACCGGCUGCCUCACGCCCCCAUAUCCAUCGUUUCUCUUGUCUUCUUUUUUUAUUUAUGGUUUACAUUUUAUUUAUCAUUAUGCUCUAACUUCUGUCUGCUCCCGCUUUCAUGUAAUUCUCCACUGUUUUUCUUUUGGGCAUCUGUGAGUUUUACCUCAUGUUUGGAUGUGGGACCAAAGCUGUUUGUAAGACUUUGACAAAAGUGACUGAGAGACUAUUUUUCUUCUAUGAAUGCUUUUGUUGUUUGCAGUCCUGGUCAGCAGAGGGCGUAACACGACAAUGCUAACUCGCCCAAACUGACUGACCCUUCAGGGCCUUCGGGGAGGUUUAUCAGACCAUCCAAUAUGGAGAGUUUAUAAACUAUGAAUACGAUUUUUGUCAAAUAAGUCAUAUAAGUAGCUCCAGGUCUUUUUGUACUUUUUUUGCUCGUUUUUAUUUUUUGUUAACCUGCACUGCGAUUUUAUUUAUUCCAAUCGUGCCACUCUUUGAUUUGCGUGAGAUUAGAAACCACACGCCUAAACCACACCUGCAGUGAAUUCUGAAGCACCCGGCAAGCUUUGGACCCAGAAUGCCACGUGACAUCAUGUGAUCCAAACAAUUGCACAGCUAUUUGAUAGUCCCUCUUCUUUGUAUUCCUUGAAUGAGGAAUUUUACAUUGUCUGUAUUGCUUUCAGAAUUUUCCUUUUCUCAGAUAAUCUGCGCUUUGACCAGGUAGAAGAAUGUAAACAUAAGAUUGUGAGGUCGUCUGAUCCAAAGUCUAGUAUGUGAAAGUUAUCACUUCAGUCAUAAAGGAUGCAGACAGCCAAGGUUUACAAACAAAUGAUAUCUCGUCGGUGCAUUUAAAUGCAAUAUGUUGUUAACGAUAACAGAAAGCAAAUUAACAUUUUUAUGUAAAAGAACAAAGUUUUCGUCAGUAUUGUACUGUAUAGUGACCUACAGGACUAAUAUUAUAUAUUGACUGAAGCUACUGACCUUGAUGACAUCAUUAUUCUUAACAUUAUUAUUUUAUAAGUAAUUAAUGUUGACUUGGUGAGAGGUACUUUGUUCAUGCAUUUGCUUUUAUUUACACAUUAAUAAAGGGACAAAGUGGUAAAAAAAAAACGUACCUUAGUUGAAUGUGUUUGCAACGUGUUUGUCGGUACUAAACUGGACAUGUUUUGUAUGGAAUGGAGAAUGUUAUAAAGUGGAUAGCAUGAUUAAGGGCUUAUCCUGCUCACAUAAGGAAUGGUGCAGGGAUUUUUUAUUUGAAAAACUUCUCUCUGUUUUUGAAUGACUAUUCACUUCACUACACUAUUACGAAAAUGUGCACACUUGUAUUAUUCAUCACUUAUGUUUCAUCCUGGCCCUGUUCCCUAUUGGAGCCAAGAGUGAGUUUGGCUGGUUGUCAUAACACUGAUUUUAAAUGAUUUGUAAAUUCUUUGAUGAAAAUGCCAAUAAAGAAUAU
Molecule: messenger RNA, 3007 nt
Organism: Triplophysa rosa
Lineage: Eukaryota; Metazoa; Chordata; Actinopteri; Cypriniformes; Nemacheilidae
Gene: pigu
Product: phosphatidylinositol glycan anchor biosynthesis, class U
Exons: 13
Coding region: 229-1536 (435 amino acids)
Biological process (GO): protein localization to cell surface; attachment of GPI anchor to protein
Cellular component (GO): GPI-anchor transamidase complex; membrane
Source: RefSeq, a predicted model, not a curated record